This is a messenger RNA of Cylindrotheca closterium, 534 nucleotides long. NCBI's taxonomy places the organism in Eukaryota, Bacillariophyta, Bacillariophyceae, Bacillariales, Bacillariaceae. The record is from the annotation of a GenBank genome assembly.
AUGCGACGACGAGGAAGAUCCCCAACAAGUUAUCGAGGUACCAACACAACAACCGAAGACGAUGUCUUGGAUGAAGAUGAUCAAAGUGAAUUAAUCGAAGAAAUUCGGCUUGAAGCAGAAGCCCAGAUGGAGCAAUUUCAACGUUACUUUACAUUCAUUGGUUUUGGAGCGAUUGCUAUCUCUUUGGUGGAUCCAUUUCUCUGUCAGGAAGAGUGCGAACAGCAAAUUACGAGUUGUUGGAGUCAUUCAAUAUUUUCUGCUGUCCUACACGGUGCUGCUGUCGCUCUUGCUAGGAACCAGAGCAAUGAGCAAGACUUUCAUUGGUUCUUGAUUUUGUUCGCGCUGGUUGUGAUACCAAUGAUAUUCUGGGUGAUGGAUUUGUUUCAUGAAGACAUUGAGCACUUUCAUAUUGGAUUGUUACUGAGCAACAUGGUGACAUUUGUCGGAUGCAUAUUGCUUCGGUGGGACGACCAAUCCACUUUUACUUCUAUCGAUGAUUUACAUGAUCUCAAGUAUGCCCACAAAACACUUUGA